CUCCGGCUCCGAGCGCGCGGCCGGGCGUCUCUCGAUUCCCCCGGCCAUGGAGAGGCUGACGUUGCCUUCCGGCGGCAAGGCGGUCGUGGACGAGUACUUGGAGUACCGAAGAAUUGUUGGUGAGGACGAUGGAGGGAAACAUUUUACUCCUGAAGAAUAUGAAGAAUACAAAAAAAAAGUAUUACCGAUGCGCUUACAAAACAGAUUAUUUGUGAGCUGGCGAUCACCAACUGGAAUGGAUUGUAAACUUGUGGGUCCAGAGACACUGUGUUUUUGUACACAUAGGUAUAAACAACAUAAAACUGACUUUGAAACGAUUCCACAGCAGCGGCUUAUUAGUCUCCCUUGCCGAGUGACUGGCUGCCAGUGCAGGGCUUACCUUUAUGUCCCUCUCAAUGGUGCGCAGCCCAUUCGCUGCAGGUGCAAGCACUUUGCCGAUCAGCACAGGGCUGCGCCUGGCUUUAUGUGCAAUGCCUGUUCCAAGUGUUCAGGAUUCCAUAGUUGCUUCACUUGUGCUUGUGGUCAGCCUGCAUAUGCUCAUGACACAGUAGUGGAAACUAAGCAAGAAAGACUUGCUCAGGGAAAACCAGUGGGACAGGAUGUCACUUAUGCAGCAAUGGGAGGUUUGACUGGCUUCAGCUCACUGGCAGAAGGCUACAUGCGAUUAGAUGACAGUGGGAUUGGUGUACCUUCAAUGGAAUUUUUAGACUCUCCAGUUACAGCCAUGGACCACCCAUUUCUGAAAGCAUUUCAAGCAUCAUCUAGUUCUUCUCCAGAAACACUAACGGAUGUAGGUACAAGUGGUCAAGUUUCUUCCUUAAAGAGACCUGAAGAGGAUGAUAUGGCUUUCUUUGAAAGACGAUACCAAGAAAGGAUAAAAAUGGAAAAGGUUGCUAAACAGAAAGGAAAAGCACCGUUGCCAUCAAGUACAAAACCUUCAUGAAGACUAUCAAAUUAAAACCAUCAUCCAAAUAGGUUUUGUUUGUGUUUAUUUAAAUACAAUAAUAGUUUAUUUUC
Messenger RNA from Lynx canadensis (Canada lynx), 1017 nucleotides. RefSeq names its product family with sequence similarity 221 member A (gene FAM221A). The coding region runs from base 47 to 943 and encodes 298 amino acids. NCBI's taxonomy places the organism in Eukaryota, Metazoa, Chordata, Mammalia, Carnivora, Felidae. The transcript is spliced from 7 exons. The record is from RefSeq and is a predicted model, not a curated record.